AUGGGUCUGUUCAGCAAGCUCAAGGGCGACAAGGACAAGAAGAAUAACAGAAACUCUGUUCACGGCCACCACUUGCCGCCUCCCGGAAGCGCACCUGGUUCCAGCAAUCCUUCAGCCGGCGGAAGUGGCGCUGGUCUGCACCCACCAUCUCAGCCUGGACCCGACCAUAGUUCUGUUUCUCUUGUCCCUCCUCCCCACCAAGAGCCACCUUCCUCCAUCUCUCAGCAACAACAACAACCACUACCACAACAACAACCUCCGUGGGGCUACUCCCCUUCGCCAAAUCCGAAUCCGCAGGCUCAAGGCCAGCAGCAGUUCUGGCCACAGCAGGGGCAACAGUAUGGAGGGUUUCCGCAGGCCCCGUAUGGCCAGCCGAUAUACAUACUUCAAAAUGGACAGCUAGUACCCGUUUACACGGGACAGCAGAUUGGUGUUCCUCCAAAUGUCAACAUGGCAUCACCAACGGUCGUGUCGCCCAUCACCAAUGCAGAUUAUGGAUUUCAAGGGAAUCAAUCGCCGGCUCCGGUACCGUUCAGUAGUUCGUCGUACCAGAUUCCGCCCCUCCCGGUACCCCCUUCUGCGCCGCCUUCAGGUUUAACACCCAGCCUCUACACCACCCCGUCUACCAUCCCCAGUGCGCCUCCUUCUUCUAGUCCGUACUCACAUCCUGAAAACCAAGCAGUCUCCCCGGUGUCCCCUGUCAGCGACUUUUCCCAUGGUACCGCUUUCUCACAUCACCAACCACCUUCUUCUACCUUUACAUCGGCCCCGGUGGACCCUUCUGCGACACCUCCCGUUGUUCCUAAGCCGAUGGCGCGGAAACCUGUCCCUGGAGUUGGUUCAUCGAGCACACCGAUAUCUUCCACCCCACCACAGCUACCGCUCCCCACGGCCUCAGUGGUGACUCAAGGCAUUGGCUCGCUAAGCGUAUCGGACCCCCCGGCGUCGUCACCCGAGCUUCCCAAGCAGAAGGUUCAACUCUCACCGCAAAUGGAACAAAAAGUCGAAUUCUUGAAGAAUCAGGGAAACAGCAUGGUUGAGGCUAAGGACUAUGACCAGGCGAUCAUGUUUUACUCAAUGGCUCUAGACUACAACCCGGAGAGCGCGGUCUGUUUAUCAAACAGGUCGAUGGUUUAUACUCAAUUGCACCCGCCGAAGAUGAAGGAAGCAAAGGAGGAUGCCGAAGCAGCAACGAAAGCCGAUCCGUCGUACUGGAAAGGCUGGUCGAGAUUAGGCGAUGCGUUGUUGGGGAUGGGGGAAGCUUCUAGGGCAGUGGAUGCCUAUAAUAAGGCUGUUGAGGUUGGAGGGGCAUCGGUUGGACAGAAUACAAAGCAUUCACUGGCGAAUGCGAAGAAGGCGGCGGGCCAUAAUCAGUCGACUACGACAUCUCCCACUACCCCUGUGGCAACCCAGGCAUCACCAAGUGGGGCUAGGACAUCUACUCAGAAAACACCGACGCAAUCGAGCACACCGUCUCUCAAUACAUUAUUUUCUACUACCUCUGAUACUAGAGCUACCGGUGCAAAUCAAGUACCAAGGCCGGCUCCGGCUUCGACCACAGCAACUACCUCUACUAGUGUUGCUUCGUCUUCUACGGCUACCCAACCUUCGAGGACACAACCACCACCUGUCAAUACUCAAACUGCCCCUCCUUCACGUACGCCUGCAGCCGCCACGGCGACUACCGCCACGGCGACAACUACGGCAUCUGGAUCCUCAGCGACCCCAGCUUCGCCAUCGGCAAGUGCACCGGCACGGACAACUCAGGCGGCUUCUGGUCUCCCUGCAGUUUUGGAGGAGGCUGUUGCAAACGUAGAGGAAAUUGGCAAUUCUGAAGCUCCACCAGCAUAUGCGCCAAAUCCUAGUUCGACGGAUCCAACGAUUCGUCACAUGUCGCAACAAGCAGUCUAUUCCCAGGUUAUUGAGCUACGGAACACCCUUCUUGUUAGGAAUAAGGGAAGCUUUGUGAUCAAGCCUUACACUGCUGUUGGCAACAUCGAUGCGGUGAGAAUCGAGUUUGUGGGAAUGACUACUCAAGAGUUGACUCCGCGCGAGCUUGGUGUUCAUCCGGAUCAACAUCCCUCAUUUUCUGGAUACUUCGUUAAUAGCGUGUUGUAUCCUGGGUGUACCUUGAUCGAUCUGGACAUGGAAGUGUCAAAAAUUGGGGAAGGGAGGCUCCCAGGCACUUAUAGUGUAUCUGGGUACUCUGAAGUUUACAGAUCACAGCAGCUAGAAACAGCACCCAUACUCCCGAUUACCUUAUCAUCUGUACACACACUGCCAGAGGUAACGGUGGAUCAGAUUGUAUCGCGAAUGACAGUACUAAAGUAUAAUCGGCUCCUACCGGAGACGAAUAUGCAAAUGUACGAGAGCUUGAGAAAGUUCCUGGGUCCUGAUCCUUACCCGAAUCAGACGGACGCAGAUAAAGCGAAUUUGAGAAAUCAGAUCACUGAUAUCUGCUAUGUGUUGAACAGGGUAGAUGCGACAAAGUAUGUGGACAUGUCGAACUGUCGCCAUUUGACUAAUAAUACACUUGGGACGGUGGCGCAGGGGAUUGGGUUGAAGAACUUUUUAUUCCAGAUCCUUUUGGGCUGCGAGCUAUUAGUUCGAUUGCUAAAGGAGCCAGCAAAUGCAACCUAUACAGGGCUGAUUUCUCAUAAUAUUUCCGCAAAUCUGGUUAUUGCAGAUCUAUGGAUGCAGAAUAUUGAUACAAAACGAGAGACCACGCCUGCGGGGCUCCCACGGCACUUAUUGAUAUCAUUAGUGCAUCAACGACAGUGUGAGGGUUUGAUUAGAUUUGCGGAGACGUUCAAGUGGCCGUAUAUGGACGAAGCGAGGAAUUACAUUGAAGGGGCCUACAAUGAUUUGAUCACGGGCAAGGCGAUCGGAUUUGAUAUGUGUGAUUGGUUGUUUGGGUUGGUGAGGCCUGGAAAGUUGUUCAGGCAUCUGAUUAUGAAUUGCUUGGUGUAUUCGUCGCCUUCGAUUCGGGAUUUCCAAGGCGCGCCGACGUUUACAUGCGGACUAGUGCUCCUUAAUAGGAGUUACUGGCCUAGGAGGAGCGUGCUAGGCGGUGUUUUGGGUGGGUUGAGGAACUUGACUACGGUCUGUGGAUGGGUUGGGCCGGCUCCCAAGGCGGAAGGGAUUGCUCCGGGGUGGUGCCAGGUUGAUGCGAGAAAAGUUACAAUUCCGAUUCCCUGCACUAAGAGCCAGAGAACGGCGGAGGAGCUAGAGGAGGCUAGGAUUGGACCAGAUGGAAGAGUUAUGAAUGCUGAAGAGCAGAUCAGUGAUCUUGCGGAUAUCAACCAAUGGGCUGUUCCGUCGUUUCCUUCAAGAUCAAACCCAAAUGAUUCAACAGUUACCUUGAAGGGUAUUCGACUGCUUUUACAACAGGAUCAAGCUGUUACAUCUACCCUUACGCCGUUGAAGAUUUAUAGAGCAGCGGUGGAUUUUGACAUCUCAGGAACUGCAGUGUCUUACACGCUAUACUCCAACCCGACAUUUGUGACGGCACACCCUUGUGUUGGAAAUCAUUUGGCGCAUAGAACAGAGACAAAAGCGAUUCGAAAGACGAUCAUUCCAGCGGUGGAUUUGAAGGAGACUUAUCUGCAAUAUAAUAGCUUACUAGUUAUUGAUGCAACGUUGAAGGGGGAAGAGGUCUUGGCUAGGGCAUGGUGCUCGGAACGAGGUUGUAAUGCGGUUGUUUGGAGAGGUGAUGAAACGUGCUUUGCGUGUGCGGCACUUAUGACUAUGAGUACCAAUGGGCUGGGAUUUAAUGUGCUUAUUCGGAGUGUGUAA
Molecule: messenger RNA, 3795 nt
Organism: Orbilia oligospora ATCC 24927
Lineage: Eukaryota; Fungi; Ascomycota; Orbiliomycetes; Orbiliales; Orbiliaceae
Exons: 2
Coding region: 1-3795 (1264 amino acids)
Molecular function (GO): protein binding
Source: RefSeq, a predicted model, not a curated record